Molecule: messenger RNA, 3351 nt
Organism: Coregonus clupeaformis (lake whitefish)
Lineage: Eukaryota; Metazoa; Chordata; Actinopteri; Salmoniformes; Salmonidae
Product: poly(A) polymerase type 3
Exons: 21
Coding region: 195-2387 (730 amino acids)
Cellular component (GO): nucleus
Molecular function (GO): poly(A) RNA polymerase activity; RNA binding
Source: RefSeq, a predicted model, not a curated record
UGCGGUUUUUGCGGUGACAGCACAGCUGCACACGCGCCAUGUUCAGUGGACACAAAAGGUGCAAAUUCCACUGCUCCGUUGCUGGGUAAAGAAAUAACAUCGCUGGCUAGCUAGCUAAGUUUGAUGAAAAAGAAGAAACGAGUAUGAGAAGGGAAUUUUGGGGGGGCUGAUUGGACUUGCUGGAGGUUGUUACAAUGCCCUUUCCGACUACUAACCAGGUGUUGUUGGGUCGGGAGACGCCCAAGCACUAUGGGAUCACGUCUCCUAUCAGCCUGGCCCAAGCCAAGGAGUCUGACCUGGCCCUCACACACAGCCUGACUGAGGCCCUGAAACCAUACGGGGUGUUCGAAGAGGAGCUGGAACUACAGCGCAGAAUACAUGUGUUGGGAAAACUGAACACACUAGUGAAGGAAUGGAUCCGUGACGUCAGUGAGACAAAGAAUCUGCCUGCCUCAGUGAUUGAAACUGUUGGAGGGAAGAUCUUCACAUUUGGAUCCUACAGGUUAGGAGUUCACACUAAAGGUGCUGACAUUGACGCCCUGUGUGUGGCUCCUCGUCAUGUGGAGAGAACAGACUUCUUCUCCUCGUUCCUGGAAAAGCUGAAAGAGCAAGAGGAGGUCAAAGAUUUGAGGGCUGUUGAGGAGGCAUUUGUCCCGGUGAUAAAGCUGUCUUUCGACAGCAUUGAGAUUGACAUCCUGUUUGCCCGGUUAGCGUUGCAAACCAUCCCAGAGAGUCUGGACCUCCGAGAUGACGGGCUGCUGAAGAACCUUGACAUCCGCUGCAUCAGGAGUCUUAACGGUUGCAGAGUUACAGAUGAGAUCCUCCACCUUGUGCCCAACAUUGAGAACUUCAGACUGACGCUGAGGACCAUCAAGCUGUGGGCUAAACGUCAUAACAUCUACAGUAACAUCCUGGGCUUCCUGGGUGGCGUCUCCUGGGCCAUGCUGGUAGCCAGGACCUGCCAGCUCUACCCCAACGCUGUGGCCUCCACCCUCGUACACAAGUUCUUCCUGGUCUUCUCUAAGUGGGAAUGGCCUAACCCUGUUCUCCUGAAGCAGCCAGAGGACUGCAACCUCAAUUUGCCAGUCUGGGACCCCAGGGUGACCCCCAGUGACCGGUAUCACCUGAUGCCCAUCAUCACACCAGCCUACCCCCAGCAGAACUCCACCUACAACGUCUCUGCCUCCACACGUGCCGUCAUGGUGGACGAGUUCAAACACGGUCUGGCCAUCACAGAUGAAAUAUUGCAGAAUAAAGCAGAGUGGUCGAAACUAUUUGAAGCACCAAACUUCUUUCAGAAAUACAAGCAUUAUAUUGUGUUGCUAGCAAGCGCCCCCACCGAGAAGCAGCACCUCGAGUGGGUUGGUCUGGUUGAGUCCAAGAUCAGGAUCCUAGUAGGAAACCUGGAGAAGAAUGAGUUCAUAACGUUGGCCCAUGUCAACCCCCAGUCAUUCCCUGGACCCAAGGAAAGCAGGGAGAAAGAGGAGGUCAGCACCAUGUGGGUGAUAGGGGUCAUCUUUAAGAAGAUGGAGGCAUCAGAGAACCUCAACGUUGACCUGACCAUUGACAUCCAGUCUUUUACUGACACAGUGUACCGCCAGGCGAUGAACAGCAAGAUGUUUGAGGUGGACAUGAAGAUCCAGGCCAUGCAUGUGAAGAGGAGACAACUGCACCAGCUACUGCCCAACCUGGUCAUGCCCAAACGAAGGAAGCACUCCACAGAGGGGCUUCGUCAGAUGAAUGACAGUAGUCUGGACCUAUCGCUGGACAGUGACAACAGCAUGUCAGUGCCCUCCCCCACGGCCGUGCCAGCCACUGUGCCCACGUCGACCCCAGUGAAGAGUGGCCCACUAGGUCCCCCUCCCAGUCCCAUCGCCGCUGCAGCCAGCCAGCCUGAGGCCCCAGCUUCCACCAUGUGUCCCCCAGCUGUGAAGAGACCUGGCUCUCCUAUGCAGGAAGAGAGGAAGAGGUUCAAAUCAGACGCUGAGGAUUCAGCCACUGAGAAAAAUCCUUCAGGAGACCCAGUCCCCACAAGCCUGACCCCCUCUACUCCCCCCACCAUGGGCCCCCCAGCUGCCCCCCAGACCCCUCACCGGGAGAUGCUGGAGGAGGAGAGCCCCGAGGAGGAGCACCAGAUGAAGGAGGACCCCUCCCCAGUCCCAGAGGAUGGUGCUGCAACUCCUAGAGAGGGAGAGGAUUGCACCACUGUGGAGGCACAGGUCAAUGAGGACAGUAUGUCUGAGGAGAUGCCUGCUUCUGAAGGGGAAGUGAAGAUGGAGGCAGAUAUUAAGAGAAUGGUCAGUGCGGACCUGUCUGACGUGCCCCUCCUGCCAGCCAACCCAAUUCCAGUGGUGAAGAACUCUAUCAAGCUUCGCCUCAGCAGGUAGGAGAGAGGCACCAACCCACCCAGCUCGCCUCCCCGGCCCCCAAACCCUGACCUCUACUGUGGAUGUCCGAAGGUACUUACGCAUUCUCAGUCCUCUGCCACGGAAUGCCCACAGUGCUGCAGAUAAAGAGACAGACGGACGGGCGGAUAGACGAACGGACAGACACACAGGCGACCAGACAGACAGACAGCACUCUUUCAACCAGGGACAUUGUCAGUUGACAUGCAGGGCGCAGCUGCAACUGUCUCCACAAGAUGGCGAUGUUGCCCUUCUGCUGGAUUGUCCCAGGCAGCUUCCAACCUCUACCUUACUGGUUAAAGGGUAGAAGUUGUCCCAUAGGCACAGAUCUAGGAUCAGCUCGCCUUCCCCUGAGUCUUAGUAAAACACAAAACGGACCCUAGAUCAACAUGUAGAGGCAUCGUGGAUAUACACGUGGAUGCUCAUUUGGUUUUUCUCCUCUCCUCUCUUCUUCUCAUUGUGUUGUAUUGUCCAGAGAAGAGACAAUGGCGAAACAAGUUCUGUUGAAUAAUGAUGUUGUGAUUUCUUUGUCCCAGUGGUUUACGGUGUGUGUGUGUGUGUGUGUAUGUGUGAAGCACCUUGUUAUGAUGUCAAAACCUACUUUGAGUAAUAAAGAAAAGAAGAACAGAACAGGAAAUGAAAGAUUGGGUCAGUGGUCUUAGAUCUGUUACCGUUGUGAUCACUAAUCUACUGUUAUAUACUGUAGUGUGUAACAGAUGACAGGUUAUGUCUGUGUCCCAAAUGGUACCUUAUUCCCUGGUCAAAGGUAGGUCACUAUAAAAGCAAUAGGGUGCCAUUCGGGUUGCGGCCUAAAAUCCAUCACCAGGUAACCACUGUCAGUCAGUCAACUGUUGGGAUAUGAGGUGGCGUUUGGGGUGUAUGGGGAUGUAUAGGAAGGGUAUGAGGGUAUUUGGGAUACAUCAAAAAGACAUGGACACAGAUACAU